AUCAAAACACACUGAAAAGUUUUCUCUGUUUUGAGAGAGGGGGUUAAAGGCUCCCAUAUGGAGUUCAGAGGCUCAGCUGGUUUGAGGAGGAGUGUGUCCGGUGUUGUUUUUUGAGGAGUGUUUUUUUUUUUUGUUGUUGUUAAAGACGUUGUGUUUCCUCUGGCUGUAACUGGACCUCUACAGCUCCCCGGACUCGGCUUUAAUCCAGCACGAGGAUGGCGGACUGCGUUUGCCUUGAAUACGCGGAAAGUGGCUCGUGCAGCUUUGGGACGCGGCUCCAGGUCCGGGGUCUGUGACGUAACAGACUGGCCAGGUCACGCGGGUCAUGAGCCGAUGUCCUGCGUAAUAUUAGAGCUUGACUUUAAGGGGAUCUCUAGUUAAACUUUUAUUUAUACCUGUGGACAACACACACACCACACACACACACACAGAGAGACAGACUGCUACAUGUGCGCGGUGGGCUGGACUGGACAAGCGAAGGAAACGAGCGCAUCUGGUUGAGUCGAGUGUUCAGCGACAGUAUGGAGAAGUUCACGAUGAACAGCGGAGGAGGAGGUGAAGUGGAGCGGGACAUGGAGACCCAGGGGGAGGCGGGGGAGCCGCUGCGGGAGAACGGGAAAGCCAGAGCGGGGCAGAGCCCCACCGUGAGCCGGGCGCAGAGCUUCAGCCCCAGGAUGCUCGUCGCCUUGGACAUCUUGUGUCUGAUUGUGGCCUCGAUUCCAUUUUUCGCGUGUGAGCUGAAGACCGUGAAGCCGUACAAGAGAGGCUUCUUCUGCGGAGACUCGAGCAUCACUUACCCCCACAAGGAGAAGGAGGUGAUCCCCGACAGUGCGCUUAUCACCGGAGGAAUCAUUAUUACGGGCCUAACAAUCGCCCUGGCUGAAUGUUACUGUGUCCGUUCCCGGCGUGUGAACUCCCGUGCCUUCAUACGUAACCCCUACAUCUCCUCCCUCUACAAAGAGCUGGGUAGCUUCCUGUUCGGCUGCUGCAUCGGUCAAUCGCUAACCAACAUGGCCAAGCUGAGCGUGGGCCGGCUCCGCCCCAACUUCUUAGCGGUGUGCAACGUGACGUACGAGUCUCUGAACUGCUUACCCGGGGAUUAUGUGUAUUCUGUGAAAUGUACCUGCACCCCUAAAGAAGAGGAGGAAGCCAGGAAGUCCUUCUUCUCCGGCCACGCCUCUUUCGCCAUGUACACAUUACUUUACCUUGCUUUCUACCUGCAGGCGCGGUUCUCGUGGCGCGGAGCGAGGCUGUUGCGGCCGCUGCUGCAGUUCCUGCUGGUGAUGUUAGCCGUGUACACCGGGCUCACCCGGAUCUCAGACUACCGCCAUCAUCCCUCUGAUGUCCUCACCGGCUUCCUGCAGGGAGGAAUCACCGCGUACUGGGUGGCGUUCCACAUUUCCUCCAUGUUCAAAAGAUGUCCUGCAAACCGCUCUCCCGGCAGUUUCUCCCUGGACAGCCCUUUGUCUAUGUCCAGCCGCCAGACAGAGUGCUAGCGUCCGUCCUGCGAGGCGCUGCCGCCUUGACGUGGACCCAACCGAAUGAGGUCAGUUGAUGGACAUGAGAGCGUCCCGUGAGGAUGAGCAAGAGGAGGAGAUUGUCCAGAGGAAGACUCGGAAGAAUGUGUUCCACGUCCACAUACACACAUGCCGUCCCACUGCCUACAUAAAUAAGAUAUAUGAUGCAGAUAUUAUUUUUGUCUUUUAUGUGAAACUUGUGUAUAUUUUACUUUAAAUCCAGUAAAUGUAUCUAGACAAAGCUGCUAAUAACUGUAUUAUUCCGUAGUGACACUUAUACUGGAGUCUCUGCACAUUUAGCGGAGGAUCCGCAGGUCAGUCGCCUGCAGCCUAUUGAAGCAAUGCCACUUUGAUGGACAGGCGUACUGACCAAUCACAAGAGCGCUGUGGUUACAACCGACGUUGGGCUUCAUUUAUCAAACUUGAUACUUGACACGUCUCUGUAAAUCGUCCACAAGAUAGUUAGUGUUCCUGCGCGUGAUUUACAGAGAUGUGAUGUUCAUGAUAAUCUAGCUAAAAGUAUACAAAACAUAUUAAAUCAAAAGUAAUGGCACUCUAUAAACGCAUAAAGAGUUAGUGUGUGUCAGUGUGUGGGGCUGAGCUGCUUUACUGGAAGAUUAAAGAAGGUGCUCUGCUUAGGUCACUGCUUAGUCGCCAUUUUUAGCUCUCUAUGAGCUUUGUGCCUUAUAUGGAGUUUAUGGGCGUGGCUAAAUGGAAAUGUUCUGUGAAUGCACUUGGGUUAUAUCAUAUAUAUAUAUACAUCAGCAGCUUAGACACAUGGCAUUGGAGGGGGAAAAAAUUGUAAAACAGCACUAAUAGAGGAUUGAUACAUGAGGCCCAAUGUAUAAGGGUGCAAUAAGCCCGUUACAGACUUGUAUUUUACUUUUAACUUUUUUGUAUUACAUUUUUUUAGCUGACUUUUUAUUCUUUGCUUAUUUUUAUUAUUUUUAUUUCCUUCAGUUUAAUGAUUUGUUUUUAUCUUUUUAUCUUUUUUUUUCUCCUGUACAUAGUUUUUUCUUUCUUAUUUUUUCCCUGUUCUUUUCUGUUUUCUUUCUUCUCACUCAUUUCAUCGUUGUCCAUAGCCACUAAAACAGCACAGUUCAAUCCUAAGAUGAGUUUUAUUUGUUCUUUCUCUCUUCCUCCUUUUUUUCCUUCCUUCCUUUCUCUCUCUCUCUCUCUCUCUCUCUCUCUCUCUGUGAGGCAGCAGUGUGACUGAAAUGAGAUGAGGCCGGUCUCGCUCCCUCCUGCCUCUGUAUCUCAGUGGUGUCGAGCAGGCAGACCACUGAACACUAGCGACCUGCUCGAACCUUUGGCACUUCAGCUGCAGGACUGAACUCUGUAACUCUAGCACAUGGUAUUUCAGUGGUCUCAUUUCAACAGUGUUUUUUUGGUCUUACUGUGGUCGGCCAAUCACCUUAUCCCAGUUUAACGAGGUGGUAAUUAUUCAUAAUAGAACUGUACAUAGUACAUUUUAUAAAGAGAAAAAAAACUAUUCAAAUGUAUUAGAACGCCGUUGUGUUUGUAAGUGUGCAAGAUGCUUAUGUUGUAUAAAUAGUGACUGAGCCAGAGAAAUUGUAUUGUCAGAAAGCUAUAUUUUAUGUUUAUAGUUUUAUAAACGUUUGUUUUGUCUGUGAAUGCCACUUCGGCAAAAAUAACCACUGUAUUAAUAAACCAAACCAAUAAAACGAAUGUGCAUCUAUUA
Molecule: messenger RNA, 3219 nt
Organism: Clarias gariepinus (North African catfish)
Lineage: Eukaryota; Metazoa; Chordata; Actinopteri; Siluriformes; Clariidae
Gene: ppap2d
Product: phosphatidic acid phosphatase type 2D
Exons: 6
Coding region: 522-1496 (324 amino acids)
Biological process (GO): signal transduction; phospholipid dephosphorylation; phospholipid metabolic process
Molecular function (GO): phosphatidate phosphatase activity
Source: RefSeq, a predicted model, not a curated record